AGCUCGGGUAUCAGUUACUGGGUCCCGACCAAUCCCCGCGCGCUGUCAGAGCUCGAGAGGAGACAGUAGCAGACCGGGGAGAGGAAGCGAGAGGAGCACACACACCCAUCCAUCGUCUAUCCUCCUUCACCCCCUCCUAGCACACAGACAGCCCCCCUCCUCCCACACAGACAGCCCCCCUCCUCCUUGACUGCAGCUGUUUGGGUUAACCGGGAGGCGCGAGGCAGGAUGCGCGAUGGGACAAGCGUGCGGACACGCGCUACUCUGCCGUAGCCAACCACCAUCCUCCGAGAUACGCGGUCAGCAAGUGUUUCUGCGUCCUGAGGAGAGUUCAGCUCCAGCCCUGACUACCAGACAGCCCACCCCGUUGUCUGAACAACUCCAGGAUGCUUUGCUGCGGCUGGCAGCGGUUGUCGACGCAUGCUCGCUUCGAGCAGCCCUCCGAGACAGCAUACAGGAGCUGCUACCCAGCACGGAGUGUGUAUGUGUCUACAUGCUGGAGGGAUGUUCGAGGCUCCUAUCUGACGACCCGCCACACGAACUGCCACAGGAGGGAAAGAUCAGGAGUAUCGCGGACCAGCUGAAGCGAUUUCAGUGUGCCGGCCUUCCUCUGUCUGAACUGCCAGAGAAAUACAGAAUCUGCCUCGCAGCACCAUUACCAGCACACAGAAGAGCUAUUGUCAUUCCUCUUUUGGACCAGGAGCGGGACAAGGCCAUUGCUGUUCUAUUGGUGGGCUGUAAUCCACUAUCUGAUCAGGAUGAACUGCAUCUUAACAUGCUGGAGAAACAUGCCUCAGUGGCGUGUACACGAGUCCAGGCUGUUCAGACGUCCUACCGGCCUCCUCUCAGCCCCUCUCCCAUACAGUCCCACAAUGCACUGCUGCAACUCAACGUCUCAGACCAGGACUACUGCGAACUGGACCGCAACAUUCUGCAACUCUGUGGUGAGCUCUUUGACCUUGAUGCAGCCUCUCUCCAGCUCAAAGUCAUCAAUUAUCUGCAGCAACAGACUCAGUCGCAGUGUUGUUGUUUGCUGCUGGUGUCCGAGGACAACCACCAAGUUUUCUGCCAGGUAGUUGGAGACAAAGUCCUGGAGGAGGAGAUCAGCUUCCCGCUGAUGUUUGGACGCUUUGGUCAGGUUGUAGAGAAGAAGAAGUCAAUUACUCUUCAAGACAUCAGUGCUGAGGAGCGUAGGCAGCUGUCGAGCAUGUUGGGCUGUGAGAUCUCCUCCAUGCUUUGUGUACCAGUGGCCAGUAGGGCCACCGGUCAGGUGGUGGCGCUAGCGUGUGCCUUCAACAAGCAGGGUGGGCAGAGACACACAGAGGCAGAUGAGCAUGCCAUCCAGCACUGUUUCUGCUACACUUCAACGGUCCUCACUUCAACUUUGGCCUUCCAGAAAGAACAGAAACUCAAAGUGGAGUGCCAGGCACUCUUGCAAGUGGCCAAGAAUCUCUUCACACACUUGGAUGAUGUGUCAGUGCUGUUACAGGAAAUUAUAGUGGAGGCCAGGAACCUCAGUGAUGCAGAGAUCUGUUCAGUGUUCCUGCUGGAUCGUGUCAGUCAUGAGUUGGUUGCAAAGGUGUUUGACGGAGGCGUGGUUAGUGACGAGGAGAAUGAGUUUCGUAUUCCAGCAGAUCAGGGUAUUGCAGGUCACGUGGCAACCACGGGUCAGAUCUUGAACAUUAAGGAUGCCUACUCCCAUCCUCUCUUCUACCGCGGAGUGGACGACAGCACCGGCUUCAAGACUCGCAACAUCCUCUGCUUUCCCAUAAAAGAUGAGAACAAUGAGGUGAUUGGGGUUGCCGAGUUGGUGAAUAAAAUGAACGGGCCAUGGUUCAACCGCUUUGAUGAGGACUUGGCCACAGCUUUCUCCAUCUACUGUGGUAUCAGCAUCGCCCAUUCUCUGCUCUACAAGAGAGUCCAUGAAGCUCAGUUCAGGUCACACCUGGCCAAUGAGAUGAUGAUGUACCAUAUGAAGGUUUCAGAAGAAGAGGUGACUAAGCUGCUGGUGAAGGGCAUUGAACCCGUGAUGGAGAUCCACUCAUGCUUCGCUGAGUUCACGUACACACCUCGCUCCCUACCGGAUGAAACCACGCCGUUGUGCGUCCUCAGCAUGUUUGAAGACAUGGGUUUCAUCAACACAUACAAGAUUGACCUGCACACUCUCGCCAGGUUCUGUCUGAUGGUGAAGAAAGGCUACAGGGACCCUCCCUACCACAACUGGAUGCACGCCUUCUCCGUCUCACACUUCUGCUACCUGCUCUACAAAAACCUAGGGCUGUCCAACUACCUCGAGGAGAUAGAGAUUCUAGCUCUCUUUGUCUCCUGUAUGUGCCAUGACCUGGACCACCGUGGCACCAACAAUUCUUUCCAAGUUGCCUCGCAAUCUGUGCUGGCUGCUCUCUACAGCUCAGAGGGAUCUGUGAUGGAGAGACAUCACUUUGCCCAGGCCAUUGCCAUUCUGAACACUCAUGGCUGCAACAUCUUUGAGAAGUUCAACAGGAAGGACUACACGCGCAUGCUGGAUUUGAUUAGAGACAUCAUUCUGGCUACAGACUUGGCUCACCACCUUCGCAUUUUCAAGGACUUGCAGAAGAUGGCUGAUGACGGAUACAACCCAAAAAACGGUGCCCACCGCUCGAUGCUACUGUGCCUCUUGAUGACAUCGUGUGACCUGUCGGACCAAACCAAGGGCUGGAAAACCACACGCAAAAUUGCUGAGCUGAUUUAUAAAGAGUUCUUCUCUCAAGGAGAUUUGGAAAAAGCCAUGGGAAACAGGCCCAGUGAGAUGAUGGACAGAGAGAAAGCGUACAUCCCAGAACUACAAAUAAGCUUCAUGGAACAUAUUGCAAUGCCCAUUUACAAGCUCUUAUCCGAACUGCUUCCUGAGGCCACUGAGCUGUACGAGAGAGUGGCAGCAAAUCGGGAGCAGUGGACCAAAGUGUCCCACAAGUUCACCAUCCGUGGGUUGCCUAGCAACAACAGCUUAGACUUCCUGGACCAGGAAUAUGAGCUUCUGCAGUCCCAGGGGGCAUUUGGGAGCGACGACCACUGCCUCAAUGGUUGCCUUGACGAUGCAGAAGGAGGAAGGGGUCAGUGACAACAGCAGGCUGCUGGCAUUUCUUAAAGUUUUCAGUGGUCCAAUAAGAGGCUGAAGAUACCUUUUUGGCGACCUAAGAGGCAGGCAUCUCUCUGCUGUGAUGCUUAGCAGGCCAUGCAGAAUGGACAGGACAAAGUUUCAAUCUAAUUGAAUCAGACAAGUGAUUUGAAACAUGCGGAUCAAUCUGAGCCGGUUCAGUGAUUAGAUGCCACAUGUUGCUUGUGUCUCCAGUUCAGGAAAACAGAAGGGGGUGACUUUUAUCUUUUUCAGCAGCUACACUGGAAAAACAGGUUUUUAACCACAAUUCACAAGUUCGUUAAUACAGUACUGAUCCUGAUUGUAAAAACACACAUACACACACAUACGUACAUGUGGAUACUGUUUAGACGCUCAACAGAGAAAAAAACAAUUCUUGUGGAAAAAGACUACUUCAACAUGUAACAGUGAGACAAAGUGCUAUACUUUCUGUAAAAUGUUUCAGAAUAGCUUAAAUUGAUUUCAAUGGCUCGGCUUUGAUCACACACAAGCAGCUGCCAUAGUCUUCACCUGAUGCUUAUGAAUGCAUGCCGUAUGGACACCUCAUGUAUUAUUUUCGUCAGUGUUGAUUUCUCCAUGGCUAAGAAAUUAAUACAGUCCAUUUUUUAUACCCAUCAGAACAGAUUUUUGUAUUCAGCUCUAUAAAAUACAGUAUAUAUGAUUAAUUCAUCACCAUGAAGUUGUACAAGGGAGAUUUAGUUAAUUUACUAACACAGCAUUAUAACCUUCAUGAUUCACUUUUACUCAUUUUUGGGGAGGUUUAAGAGACAAAUUGACAAUCACUGAUCAAUGAGUCACAGAUCCCUGGCCAUAACAACCCACUUCAUGCAUAAAACAUUAAAACGCCCUGUGCAUAUGAACUCCAUGUCAAUACAUCAAGUAUGCAUUUACACCUCAAACAAGAGUCGCUCAUGAUCUAAAAACACACCCUCAGUUUAUUUGUCUCUGACAUCCUUUCCACUCCCUUGCAUCUUUUUCACUUCAUUUUACGUUUUAGUUUACUGAUUUCCUCAUAAACCAUUUUAGAUAGAGAGCAACCGAACCCCUUUAAAAGAACCAUCUCAUCUUUUAGUGUAAAUGUGCCAGAUUAGAGCGUGUUAUAUGGAGUGUGUCAUUGAGUGUGUCAUAUGGAUCUGCCUUAUUGCGCAUCUUUGCUGCCUUUCUUAGAGCUUUUAAUAUAUGAAAAUUGAAAUAAAGAGUCUGUUUAGUAUCUAUGUUGUAUAUUUGUUAUAGACAUAGUUUGAGUAUAAAUGUGGUGAAUGAAUGAUGAAUCACAAUGCUCAAAAGAUGAUUUGUGUAAUGCCUGUGUGAAGACCUCAGAUGUCAUGUUCACUUCUUUCUAUUUUUUUGUUACAACCACCAGUGGAUAUAAGGCAGACACAACAGCAUUUUGUUCAGUUCUCAAUGCACCCAACAAAACGUUUUUAAGGAUGAACUAGAGAUGUAGCCACCAUAGAAAUGUCUCUGUCCUGAAAGCAUCAAGUGCUCACUACUGCUAAACCCCAACGGAAAUUAAAAAAAAAAGAGAUAGGAUUCUCAGAUUGUGCGUCUGAGAAAAAAGAAAACAAUUGGGGACCAUGGGGUUACAGUAUGCCAUAUUCGGGUUUACCUUCCAAUGUUUUAAAAUAAGAAAUGCUGCUGAGUUAGGGUAGGUAACCACAGAAUAGUUACACAAAGAGAAACUUCUAUAAUGGACACUUUUAUGUAGGCUGUGUGUGAAGGGUUGUUAGUGAGUGUGCAAAUGGGUGGAUGGAUGAGAGGGUGUAUAGAUGAUAGAGAGAGAGAGAGAGAGAGAGAGAGAGAAACUGGAGGUAGUUAAUAGGGGAAUGCUUAGUAUUACCAGUCUUUACAGAGAUGGUGUUGAUAGUGAUAAUGAGUAAACCUAAAGUGAUAUUGGAGUUUCUUCAGUCAACAAUGCUAAUGAAGGUAGAUGAAAGCAAAAAUCCAUCAUAGGAUUUAAAUAGAUUUUUCUUUAAAGGGUCUAAUGACUGCAUUAGGGAGGAAGGUAAAUUGUUAAGCAAAGUGGUUUGAUGUAUGUGUUAUAUCUACAGUGGGGUAUGCAUCAACGUGAUUGGAUGGAAUCGUUUGAUCUGCCUUGGUCUGCUUCAUAGACUGAAUAUUUUUUAUGGUAAAUUUCUCAAAGGACAUACAGCUGUGUUUGUAGACUUUCUGAGCUCUUUUUCUCACACGUGGUUUCCCCACUUUUCAUUAUUUUUCAACCACUGUUUCAUAUGUACCUGCCUUUUUCAUGUGCAAUAUGAAGUGUCUGCCUCUGUGACCUUGCAUUGAUUCCUAUGUAAAUACCUAUGCCUCUUGUUAAAUUAUUAUUAAGUCUGAAUUUCCAAAGGCAUUUAAUUGUUAGUUCAUGAUGUUUCCAUUGGUAACAAUUCAAAUGCCUGUGAUCAUUUUAAUCCUAAAAUGCUUGGGAGUCCAGAUCUAAGCCAGUUUUCUUUACUGUGUGUGUAUCUGUCCCUUUAGGUUUUGUUUGUCAGGGCUAAAUGUGCCAAGCAAACAUUGUCUACUUCUUGGUCAAGCUGCAAAGUGGCAAAACAAACAUAACUUCAAUUAUUUUUGUUCUCUAACGUUGGACGGAAGCUGAGGGCUGUGUUCAUAUAAAACUUUUCUGCUACGUCAUGACCAGGUCUGAUAUUGUGGCUCAUUCAGGAAGUAUGAACCCAAUCUAUUUCCCAUUAUCACAGAACAGCGGGACUCUAACCUGUGAUGUAAUGUCAUUGUAAUGAUCACCUGUGACAUAAUUGUUAAAAGUGGCAAAAAUAGAAUUGCUGUAAAUAUCAAGUUUUAAAAGAAAAUGUUACUUGAUUGUCUGUCAUUAAAACAAUGAGAAGCAUUUCAAUGUA
Etheostoma spectabile (orangethroat darter) is the source of this 5994-nucleotide messenger RNA. It is a transcript of the gene pde2a, whose product is annotated as phosphodiesterase 2A. The transcript has 31 exons. Bases 236 to 3100 code for a protein of 954 amino acids. Gene Ontology annotation, molecular function: protein binding; 3',5'-cyclic-nucleotide phosphodiesterase activity. The record is from RefSeq and is a predicted model, not a curated record. NCBI's taxonomy places the organism in Eukaryota, Metazoa, Chordata, Actinopteri, Perciformes, Percidae. Gene Ontology annotation, biological process: signal transduction.